AUGUUAGGAGAACGGAUAGUACCAUCUCCACGAACAGGUUCGCCCUGGUCGGCACGUCUCUCCACCUCGGCAUCCACCAGCGCAUCCACCACGGCGCCACCUACGCCACCUUCCCACCAUCCUUUUGGUAGUAACGUCCAUGAUUUGAAUCUACUCGAUGGCACUCGAGCAAACGACGCCAAGGACCACGAUCACCAUAGCCUCCCCGCACUGCACCUACUCAACAUGUCGUGCGACGAUGCGCUCUCCGACCUCAGCGAUGAGGCUGAUGGCUUCUUCUCGCUCGAUAUGGACGUCAGCAUCGAUCAGCAGCUCGAGGGCCACGCGCCGCCCGCACCUGCACCGCGCAACGGCCACAUGGCAUCCGCAUCACCAGCGCUUGGCAAUCCUGCUGUGCGCAGAGCAUCCGAGACAACCGCAUACUCGUCUUCACCCCUUCAGGCCGUCGGUCUCGAUCCCAUUAUGGCUUCUCGAUCCCGCAACUCUCCCGCACUCGCUCCCGUCCACGCUGCUGGAGACUACACUGCAAACGCAUCUUCUGCAGCCAAUGUUGACACUGCAAAUGCAUCCCCACCUUCUUCGUUCGGUCCGAUCGCGCCAGAGGUGGAUCAGAAGGGCAACCUCGAAUACAAGCUCAAGAUCCUCCCUCCUAGCAGAGAGCGCUUCGAUCGGCUCGUCACCCAACUCAAAUGGAGGCUGCUCGAAGGCGGUGGGCUUGCUGUGUACGAGAUUGGCGUGCUCGACGAUGGUACGCUGAUCGGUCUCGAUUCAGACUCGAUGAAGGACUCGCUUAAGCUCUUGUCUCUGAUGGCAGCCGAAGUACGCGCCACCUGCCACGUUCAGCGGGUCCUAGCGUUAGAGAAGGUAGCUGUGUCUGCCAAUGGCGAUCAUGAAGCCACGAUGCCCGCAGCAUCCUCCGCCUCCUCGCGCCUAGCUUCAUCCGAGUCAGCUCUCAGCCUUCGAGCGCUAUCUCCAGCACGAGCACAGGAGACACUGCAGCCAUACAUCCUCACCGCACCGCAUCUCAACGAGGAUACACGCACUGAUCUUGUCGAAACAGGCUCAGCUGGACUGUACCGCUUCGACAUUGCAGAGCAACAGCAGCAGCUCCCAAUACCUCCCCCUCUAGCCGACUUGCAUGCCAGCCCCUCGAGCUUGAUGGUCGCUUCCACAGUUGCAGCUGUCGACCCCACUGACACGGCUGCCCUUGCCAGUAUUGGUGCAAAUGACGCCGAGUUGGCUGUAUCCGCUCAAACCAAACGACGUCUUCUCAAGUCUACCAUCCAUCCAGGAAGCAACGGUUCCGCAGCGUCUCGAGCCAAAAAGCAUGUUCUGCAGGGACGCGACCAAUCCGCCAUCGUCUACCUCCCCUCAAAGGAAGAGAAGCGCAUCCUUCGCGCAGCUGAAGCAGCCGAGCACGACGCAGCCACCAUGGCCGCCGCAGCACCGCACCAGCACGAAGCAGCCGUGGACAGGGCGCUGUCGCACACCGAGGCACAGGAACGCAAGAUGAUGGCCAAGAUGACGCGCGUCGCCGACUCGAUCCAGCCCAAAACCGCGCGGGCUCGGGCUCGAGCGCGCAAGUCGGUGUCUACAGCCAACGCAGCAGCAUCCGACUCGGCGAGUCCGUCGCCGACGCCUUCGCCCGCGAUGAAAGCCGUGAAUGCGUCGUCGUCUCCGUCCAUCACGGCUUCCGCGACCGCGACAGGUGCGUAUGCAGGAUAUGAGAAUGUCAUGUCCGGGUUUGGCGUGCUGUCAGAGCGGGCUGCGCGGACGUUGUAUGGAGGACUGGAGGCGGAGGCAGAGGGGGUGGAAGUGGCGGACACAGGUGUAAGGGCGAGGUUGAUCGUCGAAGCUGUGGUGAGGAGGCGUGCUGAUCUGGAGGAGAACCGUGUUUGA
Sporisorium graminicola is the source of this 1899-nucleotide messenger RNA. RefSeq lists its product as uncharacterized. Lineage: Eukaryota; Fungi; Basidiomycota; Ustilaginomycetes; Ustilaginales; Ustilaginaceae. The record is from RefSeq and is a predicted model, not a curated record. The transcript has a single exon. Bases 1 to 1899 code for a protein of 632 amino acids.